AUGUGGUUAAUACUGGCACUUUAUAUUUGUAAAGUUCCAUCGAUGCCUCUUGAUGUCAGAGCUGAAAUGAGAACUGCAAUUGCUGCAAAUAUCACCUGGUUAGCACCGAUGGAACCAAGGGGACCAUUAGAUGAGAUUCAAUAUGAAUUGUUGUACAGUACAGAUGGUAGUAGUUGGUCUAUCAUUACAAGUAAUAUUGGCCACACUGUGGAGAGAUAUUACAUAUAUCUCUAUAAUCUACAACCUGCUAUGCCUUAUACAUUCAAGGUACGAGCCUACCCUGCUUUACAUGAUGAAUAUACUGAGAGUCUUCAUGUAGAAAACACUACAUUUCAAGUGCCAGGUCCGGUUACCUUACUGUCAAAAACUGAUACAACAUUGAAUAUAUCAUGGACAUCACCAACAGAUGGAAGUGUUAAUUUACAUGUAUUUAAAUAUCAGAAGCCUGGUGAAGUAUUAUGGCAAACACAAAUUCUUCCAGGUGGCAUAACAGAGAGCAAUGUGACAUACUAUGAGCUAAUUGGUAGUGAUAAACCAUUACAACCAAAAACACUUUACAGAGUACAAGUUGCUAUUAUUUAUCAUUCCCAUGAAGAUUUUGAAUGGCCUGAACACUUCAGAUCUUUUGAAACCCUUG
Molecule: messenger RNA, 637 nt
Organism: Saccoglossus kowalevskii
Lineage: Eukaryota; Metazoa; Hemichordata; Enteropneusta; Harrimaniidae
Source: RefSeq, a predicted model, not a curated record